CGCAGUGGGGGCACAUCCGGGCAUUGGGGCAGGAUGAAUGCUCCUUUCCAAGAUGGCGGCGGAGGGAGGAGGGAAGGAGAUGAACGAGAUUAAGACCCAGUUCACCACCCGGGAGGGGCUGUACAAGCUGCUGAGCCACUCGGAGUACAGCCGGCCCAACCGGGUGCCCUUCAACUCGCAGGGCUCCAACCCAGUCCGUGUCUCCUUCGUCAACGUCAACGACCAGAGCGGCAACGGCGACCGGCUCUGCUUCAAUGUGGGCCGGGAGCUCUACUUCUACAUCUACAAGGGGGUCCGCAAGGCUGCUGACUUGAGUAAACCAAUAGACAAAAGGAUAUACAAAGGAACGCAACCUACGUGUCAUGACUUCAAUCACUUAACAGCCACAGCAGAAAGUGUCUCUCUACUAGUGGGUUUCUCUGCAGGCCAGGUCCAACUUAUAGACCCUAUUAAAAAAGAAACUAGCAAAUUAUUUAAUGAGGAAAGACUAAUAGACAAGUCCAGAGUAACCUGUGUAAAAUGGGUACCAGGUUCGGAAAGCCUUUUCCUAGUAGCUCAUUCCAGUGGAAAUAUGUACUUAUAUAAUGUGGAGCACACUUGUGGUACCACAGCCCCACACUACCAGCUACUUAAGCAAGGAGAAGGUUUUGCAGUCCACACUUGCAAGAGUAAAUCCACAAGAAAUCCUCUACUUAAAUGGACCGUAGGCGAGGGUGCCCUGAAUGAAUUUGCUUUUUCCCCUGAUGGGAAAUUUUUGGCAUGUGUGAGCCAAGAUGGCUUUCUUCGUGUGUUUAACUUUGAUUCAGUGGAGUUACAUGGUACAAUGAAAAGCUACUUUGGGGGACUACUAUGUGUGUGUUGGAGCCCAGAUGGGAAAUACAUUGUAAUAGGUGGAGAGGAUGACUUGGUAACGGUUUGGUCUUUUGUGGACUGUCGAGUAAUAGCUAGAGGCCACGGACAUAAAUCAUGGGUUAGUGUUGUGGCAUUUGACCCAUAUACCACUAGUGUAGAAGAGAGUGACCCAAUGGAAUUUAGUGGUAGUGAUGAGGAUUUCCAAGACCUUCUUCAUUUUGGUAGAGAUCGAGCAAAUAGUACACAAUCUAGGUUAUCAAAAAGGAACUCUACAGACAGUCGUCCAGUAAGUGUUACGUAUAGGUUUGGUUCUGUAGGCCAAGACACACAACUCUGUUUGUGGGACCUUACAGAAGAUAUUCUCUUCCCUCACCAACCUCUAUCAAGAGCAAGGACACACACAAAUGUUAUGAAUGCCACAAGUCCACCUGCAGGAAGUGGUGGAACUAAUUCAGGAAGUAAUGGGAACAGUAUCACAACACCUGGAAACUCAGUACCUCCUCCCCUUCCACGGUCAAACAGCCUUCCACAUUCUGCAGUCUCAAAUGCCGGCAGUAAAAGCAGUGUCAUGGAUGGUGCCAUUGCUGCUGGUGUUAGUAAGUUUGCAACCUUAUCGCUACAUGAUCGGAAAGAAAGACACCAUGAAAAAGAUCACAAGAGAAAUCAUAGCAUGGGACAUAUAUCUAGCAAGAGCAGUGACAAACUGAACCUAGUUACUAAAACCAAAACGGACCCAGCUAAAACUUUGGGAACACCUCUCUGUCCCAGAAUGGAAGAUGUUCCCUUGUUAGAGCCUCUUAUCUGUAAAAAGAUAGCACAUGAAAGACUGACUGUGUUAAUUUUUCUUGAAGACUGUAUAGUCACUGCUUGUCAGGAGGGAUUUAUUUGCACAUGGGCAAGGCCUGGUAAAGUGGGUUUAUUGUCAUCCCAAAACCAGGCCAAUUCUCCAAGUGGAACUGUAGUAUAGCCAUCACACUACUGCUAGCGAAUCUUUGAACACAGGACAAGAAGUAAUGACAGUGGAACCAGGAGCUGUUCUUCAUGCAGAGAGCAUCAGAAAUUAUAAAAUGGCAGAGUGUAAACUUGGAAUUAUGUGAAUCACAUAAUACUUUGCAAAAGAAUAAUGUAAUGAAUUCUUAGUAUGGCUAAUACUUCUAGGCUGCUCACCCAAAGAAGAAUUUUCCUUUUAAAAAAGAAAUGCUACAUUUGGUGUUGCAGUAAAAAUUUUUUCUCAGUUUUUUCUUUAUACUUUUCCAGUUUGGUGUAAUUUAAUCUAUAUAUAUAUAUAUAGAGAGAGAGAGAGAGAUGUGUAAAAUAAAAUGUUUCUUAAAUCCAAGUAAGUUCAAUGGUUAUAUAAAUCACCAUUGUUUGUUUUUGCACUGAUUUUUUUUUUUAACCAGAGAUGGUUAGAAGACAGCCUGGAAUGCACUCAUGGAAAACUAAAGUCAUUACUUUCUGGCUUAAAAAUGUAAUUCAGGAAGAUGGAUGCUGCAAUCACUUUUUUUUUUGUUUUUGUUUUUUUAAAAUUGUUUGCACUUAAAUAGUUUAAUGCUAGUAGAGAAUUACUUUAAAAUAGGUAUUCAGAAACCCAGAAAAGCUAUGUUGUGGAGAAAAGAUAUCCUUUGUAUCUAUGAAACAUUUAUUUUAAUAUUGUUUUCAAUUGCAAUCAGCUCUGUAUUAUAUGUAUAAAUGUAAUUCAGUGAUUGGGAGGAAAAUGGAUCAGUACACUAGUAAUUUUAAUCGUCUAAAAGAUAUUUCUAAUUCUGAAAAUACAUAUUAAACUCUUGAAUAUGCACUUUUGUUUACGUUGUUUUAAAUUGGAUCAAUUUUUGAAGUAAUCAAUCUUUUGAAUUAAAUGUUGGGUACAGAAGUACACUCUAAUCCUUGUAGAACACAUUCCUUUUUAUUAAAACCUUUUGCAUCAGGAACACUUUCAUAUUUAAUGUUGCUUAAUUGGAUUAGGGAAAUGAAAUUAGAAAUUUUCUCCUGCACUUCUUCCUAUUACAAUUUACCUCUGAAUACAUUUUCCAGACAUUAAAAACCCAAUAUUUACUAAAAUAGGAGCCUCAGAUUUUUGCAGUAUAGUGAUUUCUUCUGAUGCCUUUUAAUAGUUGCAUUUUAGUGCAGUUUAAUACUGCACUUGUCUAAAAAUUAGAUGUUUUAAUCUUAAUUGUUGAAUUGCAUUGACUUUCAAGCUAGUGCUUUUUAUGUAGACAACUAUGAUAGUGUAGUAGGUGCAUACACUUUGAUUUUUACAAUCUAAAAUUAGGUACUAAAAUAGUGGAGUAGAUUGUAUUUUGGAACAACUUGCUGUGCUAAAAAAAUCAGAUGUCCUUGCUAUCAAUUUAAAAUUUGAGGUAAAUAUAUCCAAGUAUUUUCAUAAUCUAGUGCUACUUGAUAUUGGUUGAUACUAAACUGGUUUUAUUAGCAAAACAAAGGCCAUUUCAUCCCUUCCAGUAUUUUCUGCAAGGGGAUGAAAGGAAUGAAGAAUGCACUACUCUGGAUCAAAAUCCAGCACAAAGGGUGAUUGAGAUGAUAUGGUGACAUCUUCUCACUUCCUCUGCCCUGCUUAAGCCCCUUCCAACUCUAUUGUUGGGCUUCUUCUGAACUUUGCAGAUGUGCAGGUAGGAGGUGAUACAAGCAACAGCCUUCUUAGCUCUGCUCUGGGAUUCAUAUCCUUCAAAAUGGAAGAACUUUCCAAAAGUCAGUUUAAUGCUGAUACUGAAGGCAUGAUCUGGGCCUAAAUUACCAACAAACUUUAUCCCAGGUUCCAACAACAACUUUGUAUAAUACUUGUAGUUGAACAGAAUUUUCUUUAAUCACAAGAUACUAAUACUCUACUGUCAUUUUAGAAUAAACCACAUAAUUAUACAUAGAAUUACAGAGUUAGAAAGGGACUAUGAGGCUCAUCUAGUCUAACUUGCCAAGAAAGCAGGUUUGUUGUGUCUAAACCAUCCAAGACCAAUUGCUAUCCAGCCUCCUUUUGAAAGCCUCUAUGAAGGAGCUUCCACAACCUCCCUAGGCAAUCUGUUUCAUUGUCCUAUUGUUAGGAAGUUUUUCCUGAGAUUUAGUCUAAAUCUGUUUGCAACACUGGAGAAGCUCAAACUUUAGCAAGCCUCAUGUGGUUCUACAUAUCAGUUUUAUAAAAGUUAAAGCCUCACUCCUGCUCCCACUGAAGAUAAAUUUUGCUAUUUACUUCAAUGGAAGAAUCAUCAGACCUGUGAUUUAUGCAGUUCAGGUUUAUUUAAUCCUCGAAUGUAAACAAACCAGAUUGAAAAUGUCAGUUUAACAAUCAUUAAAAUUCUAAUUUUACCUUCCUUAUUUAAAUGUCUCCAAAUUUGAUUUAGGUAAAUAUGGAAAUAGUGACACUUGGUUGCAAUAUAUUUUAAAUUCUUAAACUGAUUUUUAAACAUACAGUGGAGACAGAGUAUCCUAUUACCAAAUACUCUGAGCCAGUCACCUUCUGGGUUGUAUUCAGAUCACUAACCAAAUUAGAAAAGACCAAGUUGUUACCGUCUGACAACCAUUCACUGGUCUAUGUAAAAUGGGCUGGUCUGUGGAUAGCUUUCUUUUAUCAUGACUAACAUUGAUUGAUAUAGAAACAAAGCACUGAAUAGAAACCAAUUUUCUGUCCAUCUUCUGUAAACGUACUUUGUUUAGAAGAAACUCCUCUUUCCCCAUGUUUAGAAACUUUCAAGG
This is a messenger RNA of Gopherus flavomarginatus (Mexican gopher tortoise), 4551 nucleotides long. It is a transcript of the gene WDR20, whose product is annotated as WD repeat domain 20. Gene Ontology annotation, molecular function: protein binding. The record is from RefSeq and is a predicted model, not a curated record. The coding region runs from base 38 to 1819 and encodes 593 amino acids. Lineage: Eukaryota; Metazoa; Chordata; Testudines; Testudinidae. The transcript has 4 exons.